Dipodomys ordii (Ord's kangaroo rat) is the source of this 1092-nucleotide messenger RNA. Its product is annotated as glutathione S-transferase Mu 1-like. The coding region runs from base 79 to 732 and encodes 217 amino acids. Gene Ontology annotation, molecular function: glutathione transferase activity. The transcript has 8 exons. Gene Ontology annotation, biological process: glutathione metabolic process. The record is from RefSeq and is a predicted model, not a curated record. Lineage: Eukaryota; Metazoa; Chordata; Mammalia; Rodentia; Heteromyidae.
GGUUUUUCCUGGAUUCCAGGAUAAAGUCACUGUUCAGCCCCUCCGAGGCCGAUCUGCGCAGUCCACGACCCCAGCACCAUGCCCAUGAUACUGGGUUACUGGGACGUCCGCGGGCUGACUCACCCCAUCCGCCUGCUGCUGGAAUACACAGACACAAGUUAUGAUGAAAAGAGAUACAGUUUAGGGCCCGCUCCUGACUAUGACAGAAGCCAGUGGCUGAGUGAGAAGUUCAAGCUGGGCCUGGACUUUCCCAAUCUGCCCUACUUGAUUGAUGGAGCUCACAAGAUCACCCAGAGCAAUGCCAUUCUUCGCUACAUUGCCCGCAAGCACAACCUGUGUGGGGAGACAGAGGAGGAGAAGAUUCGUGUGGACAUGAUGGAGAAUCAGGUCACAGAUAUCCGUACACAGUUCAUCAUGCUCUGCUACAACUCAGACUUUAAAAAGAUGAAGCCAGAGUACUUGCAAGGCCUCCCUGACAAAUUGAAGCUCUUCUCACAGUUCCUGGGAAAACGUCCAUGGUUUGCAGGGGACAAGAUCACCUUUGUGGAUUUCCUGGCUUAUGAUAUUUUUGACCAGCAACGUAUGUUUGAGCCCAAGUGCCUGGAUGCGUUCCCAAACCUGAAGGACUUCAUGUCCCGAUUUGAGGGUCUGAAGAAGAUCUCUGCCUACAUGAAGAGCAGCCGCUUCCUCCCAAGACCUGUAUUUUCAAAGUUGGCCCAGUGGUUGGAGUAAUAGAACUCUGCAGCGCUCGGAGCAAAGGAAGACCUGUUGGAGCCUAGGCCUUGGGCCCAGCUUGGCUCCCUGUAGUGUUACCCAGGUCUUCCCACUGCUUUUUUCUACUCCCUUCUCUUCUCCAAGGCCUUACUGGCUGUCUUUUCUUCUACUUAGCCACUUCCAGAAAAGCUUCUGUAAACACACUAUCCUACUCUCCCAUUCCUUUCUUCUUCUUUCUCAUUUGACUGCUAAAUCCAAGCAUACACAGCCCCCAGCACUCCCUGAAAGAGCAACAUCGCCUUGUGGGCAGACGCUGUGCCACUGGGGAAUGAAUACCCAGUUAUAUCUGUCCUCAAUAAAGCUUGAAACUGUGCUGUG